Sphaeramia orbicularis (orbiculate cardinalfish) is the source of this 1380-nucleotide messenger RNA. Its product is annotated as alcohol dehydrogenase class-3-like. Gene Ontology annotation, molecular function: zinc ion binding; S-(hydroxymethyl)glutathione dehydrogenase [NAD(P)+] activity; alcohol dehydrogenase (NAD+) activity. The transcript has 10 exons. Gene Ontology annotation, cellular component: cytosol. Gene Ontology annotation, biological process: formaldehyde catabolic process. Bases 124 to 1266 code for a protein of 380 amino acids. The record is from RefSeq and is a predicted model, not a curated record. NCBI's taxonomy places the organism in Eukaryota, Metazoa, Chordata, Actinopteri, Kurtiformes, Apogonidae.
UCAUGAUGCGUUCAAGUGUCAACGCCUCCGAUACAAAAACCUCGCAGGAGCAAGAAACGCCGUCUGUUUGUCGUACAGACAGGAUAUCGCAGAAGGUAACUAUCAGGCGGCCGCAGCUUAACCAUGUCAACAGCCGGUCAGGUGAUCACAUGCAAAGCAGCUGUUGCAUGGGAGCCGGGGAAACCUGUGUCCAUCGAGGAUGUAGAGGUGGCCCCACCCAAGGCGCAUGAAGUCCGGAUCAAGAUUAUUGCAUCAGGUGUGUGCCACACAGACUGGGAAUUCUUGUAUGAAGGUGGAAUAGGGGUGAAACCCAGACCCUUCCCUUUAGUUCUGGGUCAUGAAGGAGCUGGAGAGGUUGAAAGUGUCGGACCAGAAGUGACUGGUUUCUCUCCAGGAGAUAAAGUCAUUCCUCUUUUUCUGCCGCAGUGUGGGGAAUGUGACCGAUGUCGCAGUCCGAAAACAAAUCAGUGCAGGAAGAACUGGGAGAAUGCUCAAAAUGGUGUUUUAGCUGACGGUACCAGCAGAAUAUCCCACAGGGGGCAGCAGGUGUACCAGUUCCUUGGCGUGGGUUCUUUCAGCCAGUACACUGUCGUCUCUGAUACGUCACUCUCUAAAAUAAGACCUGAUGCACCGCUGGAGAAAGUGUGUCUUCUGGGCUGUGGUGUCUCCACCGGCUACGGUGCUGCCAUUAAUACAGCAAAGGUUGAAAGAGACUCCGUUUGUGCCGUUUUUGGGCUCGGAGCCGUUGGACUGGCUGCCGUCAUGGGUUGCAAAGCUAACGAAGCAAAAAGGAUCAUCGCAAUCGAUAUCAACCCAGUCAAGUUUGAGAAAGCCAGACUGUUGGGAGCAACCGACUGUGUCAACCCUUCACUCCAGCCGGAAAAGACCAUCCAGGAAAUCGUAGUGGAGAUGACGGAUGGAGGCGUGGAUUACGCUCUGGAAUGUGUUGGAAGUACAAGUAUCAUGACUUCUGCCCUGGAGUCUACGAUCGAUGCUUGGGGCGUCUGCGUCAUUGCCGGAUGGACAGAAACACAAGCAAUUAGCAUUGAGGUUGAACAGAUGCUGCUGGGACGUACACUGAAGGGAACAUAUUUUGGAGGAUGGAAGAGUGUGGAAUCUAUGCCUAUGCUUGUCGACAAAUACAUGAACCAUCAGCUGAACCUGGAUGACUUCAUCACACACAACCUCCCACUGGAUCAAAUCAAUACGGCCUUUGACCUUUUGAGAAAUGGGCAAAGCAUCCGAACUGUUAUCAGUCUGUGGUGAGAGAAGAGUAAACCUGAAGACGCUGAAGCAGUGGAAAAGGUGUUCUCGCCGUUAUUUUGUGUGUUUACACAUCGAAUCUUCUUUCUUAACCCGUAAAGACCCAGUACUACUUUU